AUGUGCUUCCAGACUUAUAACAUGUGGACGAUGUGCAACUGUAUUCAUUUCGGACGAGUUGAACGCUGUAAAGAGUUCGGCGUGCCAUUUCUCAUGCGAGAGCGUUGCACAGGAGUUGUUCUACGAGCUCUCAACAUUGGCAUUCUUGGAAUUCCCGAAGAGCGACUUUUUCAGAAGGCAGGAAUGUGCCCGGAUUGCUCAGAGAAGUUGUAUCAAGAGAUGUGGGCACUUCGUUGGAAAUGGACUUCUCGUCAGAGUGAAGAGUGGGCGGCGAAGCAGAAAAGCGAGAAUAAAUGA
This is a messenger RNA of Penicillium psychrosexuale, 297 nucleotides long. RefSeq lists its product as uncharacterized. The record is from RefSeq and is a predicted model, not a curated record. The transcript has a single exon. The coding region runs from base 1 to 297 and encodes 98 amino acids. Lineage: Eukaryota; Fungi; Ascomycota; Eurotiomycetes; Eurotiales; Aspergillaceae.